AACCCAAAACAAAUUCCAAAAAUUCAAAAUCAACACUAACAGAGAGGAGAGAGGAGAGGGGUAAAUGACGAUGGACAGAGAGAAAGAGAGAGAAAUAGAGCUAGAAAGCGCAAUGUACACUAAUUGUUUGCUCUUAGGCCUCGAUCCAUCCAUCAUCGGUCUUGCUCCUUCCAACACUACUCCUCGUGUUGGUCUUUUCCGGCAUUCCAAUCCUAAACUUGGCGAACAACUUCUCUACUUCAUCCUUUCUUCUCUCCGAGGUCCUGCUCAAUCUGCCAAGGAUUUUGACAAGGUUUGGCCGAUUUUCGAUUCUGCUCAGUCUCGCGAUUUUCGUAAGGUUGUUCAAGGGAUUAUUAGUGAACUUGAAUCUCAAGGUGCUCUUCCCAGGAGUAAUUCAAGGGUUUCGUCUCUUGCAACAUGUUGUGGACCCAGAUUCGUUGAAUUAUUAUGGCAACUUUCUUUGCAUGCUUUACGUGAGGUUCAUCGACGAACUUUUCCAGCUGACGUUGCUUCUAAUGCAUUGCCCAGUUCCCUAACUGAUGUGGCAUUUUCUCAUGCUGCUGCACUACUUCCUGUGACCAAGGCCAGGAUAGCUCUUGAACGACAGCGAUUCCUGAAAAAUGCAGAAACUGCUGUCCAGAGGCAGGUGAUGUGGUCAGGUUUGGCUCAUGAGAUGACUGCAGAGUAUCGGGGUCUCUGCGCAGAAGAGGCCUAUCUGCAACAAGAGCUUGAAAAGCUUCAGGAUUUGAGAAACAAAGCCAAGAUGGAGGCUGAAAUAUGGGAUGAACGUGCUUCUGGUUCAAGUCAAAGUUCUCAUUUGGUUUCUAAGGCUACUCGAUUAUGGGAGUCCUUAUUAUCUCGUAAGAGUCAGCAUGAAGUACUUGCUUCAGGGCCUAUAGAAGAUCUAAUAGCCCAUCGAGAGCACAGGUAUCGCAUCUCUGGUUCAGCUUUACUUGCUGGUGUGGAUCAAAGCUCACAGGUCUUGUUAGGGAAGCUUGGUGACCAAGCUACAGCUCAUCCAGAUAAGAAAGAGCUGGUUGAUGGGUCAUCUGCCAAUUUGAACAGAGACAUGCCAAGAACAAGUGUGGAUUCUUCCCAUUCACAAACAAAUGAAGAAGGCCGAGUGGACGACAGAAGUGGAAGAGGGAAUCCCACUGUUGAUGUUGCGGAGAUUCUUAGGCGCUGGACACAUGCUUUACAACGAAUCCAUAAGCAAUCACUUCAGUUGGCAAAAGCUAAUGAUGGAGAGGGUCCAGAAAUUCUUCGAAGCACACAAGUUGGUGGAACUGGUCAUGCUGAAUGUUUGGCAACAACCCUGGUUGAACAUCGACAACACUUGGCCAGUAUACAGGUUUUAAUAAAUCAACUUAAGGAAGUUGCGCCUGCUAUUCAAAAUUCGAUAGAAGAACUCACAGAAGAAGUUAACACUGUUUCUUCCAGCCUUCCUUUAAUGAAUAAAUGUCCUGGCCAGUCUAGUUUGCCUAUGCAAGCUCAAAGCAGUGGGAAGAUUGGUAAAAGUGAUGAUACUGCUGAAGUUACGUCAAAAAUGUCCAAUGUUCAAUUUGAGAAGGCAGUUGCAAGCCCUACUUUAAAGCUUCCUCCAUUGUUCAAUCUUACGCCAAACUCAACAGCGAGAGGGGGAAAUUUACAAAAAAGUUUUACUUCUCCUGUCAACCAUGGAGAUAAUUUAUCUGAAAGGAAGAGUAUUGAUAGUGCUUUUUUGAAUAAUGCAAUGGAUAUUCUGCCACAAGAUUCAGAGUCUUUAUAUGUCCAGAAGUUUAAGCGGUCAGUCCGAGAAGCAGCUUUGGCUACAAAAUCAUGUGAUUAUGAAUCAUCACGUGAUAGCCACUCAGAAGAUGGUUCAGAGCACUUCUUUGUUCCUCUUUCAACUGCUGGAAUUCCUUCUGUGGGUGUCGAACAGAGGGGAUCUUCAGUUAGGAAUAACCGUUUUUUUUCUGAAGCCGAGUCCUUGUUACUUGGGAAUUCUAUUGUUGACAAUUGUGGAGGCAAAAAGUUUGAUGAAGUAUCAGAUGCUUUUAAUGAGUUUGAUUCACUUUCAGAGUAUGAUCGAGUAAAUGGGUUUCUGUCUGCUUCCUGUUCAAAUUAUGCAGCUUCUGAAUCGCAAACAUCUUUUUAUGACCUUGAUGAGGCGCCGGAUCAAGUCUUCUCUCCACCUUUACUUAUGGAAACAUCAUUGCUAGCAGAUGCAUAUGAAGAUUUACUAGCACCGCUUUCGGAAACAGAUGCUGCUUUGAUGGAUCAUUAAAUGGGUGUCAUCCUGUUUUGUGGUUCUUCAAUAUGCUGUCGUUUCAUCCCUACAUCUGAAUGCUGUUCGGUUGAAGUGUUGAUAAUACUUUUUUCUGCACAUUAUGCUAAUUAGUGAAGAUAUGAAUCCACAGAUGUGGGAAUGUAAGUUUCAUUAGAACCCAAAGUCUGCCUAUAGUGCUAAUCAGUAUGACCCCGAUAAAGCAAACCAAAGGAACAAUAGGGUCAGCCUAGUUAAUUUUGACAUAUGUUACAUGGUUGUAAAAGCCUAACAGUUGUAGCUGGUAGCUGGUGCACCAUAUUCAGAUAUAUCUUUUAAUUGUUGGUUUGACACUGAGGAUUAUUUACAGAUAUCUUCCAUCAUGCAGCAUAGUUGUUUAGCUUUUGUUUGACUGAAGUUUUGCAGAUGGACUAGACAUGGAGCGAGCCAUAUUUUGUUUUUUUUGUAAGGAUGUUCAAUUUUUCAUAAUGGAUUACCUUUAGGGUGGAAACUUUCGGGUUUGAUGAUAUAAGACAGCUGGACAUCAUCAAAGUUAGGCUGUUUAUUGGUUUCAGAACAUAUUCUUCACCGUGCUUGAUGCCUUGGCUUUGGGUUUCUGUUUGUGUCUAUAUGAUGUUUGUACACCAUUCUGUUGCAUAAUGAUAUUACUUUCAAAUUUUUCUUGUGUAUGAAUAUAUUGUAUAACAUUUGUUUAGAAAUGUAACUUUACUGGAGUUUGUGUCCUAUUACACUUUUGCUGAUGCUAGUUUAAACAAACAUGGGUUAUGUUGAAGAUGGCACGAAGAUGUCUGCAAUUAGAAUAAUGGUCAUUGCUAUAUAGUUCUUCAUUUUGCUUCUCUUUGUAAGCAUAUUUGAGUAUGUCCUUGUAAUAUAAUCUUUGUUGAGAAUGAUUUUACAACACAACGUCAAGAUGUAAAUUGAUUUAUUUUUUGACGAGCCCACAAUGAACCACUGCCAAAAAA
Molecule: messenger RNA, 3228 nt
Organism: Chenopodium quinoa (quinoa)
Lineage: Eukaryota; Viridiplantae; Streptophyta; Magnoliopsida; Caryophyllales; Amaranthaceae
Product: AUGMIN subunit 6-like
Biological process (GO): spindle assembly
Cellular component (GO): HAUS complex; mitotic spindle microtubule
Molecular function (GO): microtubule binding
Source: RefSeq, a predicted model, not a curated record